Xenopus laevis (African clawed frog) is the source of this 7094-nucleotide messenger RNA. RefSeq names its product zinc finger CCHC domain-containing protein 2-like (gene zcchc2.S). The transcript has 13 exons. The record is from RefSeq and is a predicted model, not a curated record. The coding region runs from base 804 to 3905 and encodes 1033 amino acids. Lineage: Eukaryota; Metazoa; Chordata; Amphibia; Anura; Pipidae.
ACAUGUUGUUCUGCUAAAAGUCUAUUCACUUGUGUUAGCCUCUUUGUAGCAGGGACUUAACUAUAGAGGAUUGUGGCUGCUCAGAACAUUUGAGUUGUAGGGGCCCCUGUGUGAUGCUGACACCUAAGCAGUUUACAUAUAUUUUUAUGAAAAUGUCUUAUCCUCAAAAUUUGGGAGAGGCUAUUACUUAGAUAUAUAUUUGUGGAAAUGCCAUAUUCCUAAGGUUUAGCCUCCCUCCCCCAUUAUUUUGUUACAGCCUGGGCCAAGUAACUUCUAUUAAUGCCACUGUCUCAUGGUUGAAAGCCGAGCGAAUACAGGAUACUCAGAUUACUAUUCAUCUGGUAACAAACAAGUACAACGUGUGGUUUUCAAUAACAGGUCAUAAUAUACGAAAUAAUUCACACUGCUCAGUCACAAACACUGGCGCAGGCCCCGACCUCUUGUUAGGAGGGAAAUAGAAUUUCGCGGCGGCUCUUUUUAUGAUGCGUGUGGAUCACGUGUCAGCCAAUCAGAUUGUCGGGAAUGCCAGCAGUUUUCCGUCUGACGCUUGGAUGAUACGUACGCGAGUGGGGGUGGGAACAGUCAGGAGAAGCCAGGGAAAGAGAAGGAGCGUUCUGGAAGUCGGCCCCGAUCCUCCCCAUACACACGCCCAGGUUUCCCUGUGCCUGGAGUCUGGAGUGACAGCAAACCCCGGAGACUGAAAGUGCCCGCUAGAGAAAUGAGAGAACAGCCCCGUGUCUGACACUCCUCGUUGAGAGUUUCGGUGCCACCCCGGUGAAUGCUGCCAGUUGGAGCGGCCGAUAAUGCUGAAGAUGAAGCUUCCCCUGAAGAAGAGCAAACACAAGGCGUCUGAUGAAGAGGAGGAGGAUGAGGAAGAACGGGCAGCCAUGUGCGACACUCCCCGCGACUGGCCAGCGACGGACGGCUCCUUGCAUCGGGAAACCGUCUACCAUUGGUUCAUGAAGUCUUUGGGCCCUGCCAACCGCUUGGAAUUCGCCUACGGACUGCUGGACUUGUGUAACCCGCUUGAGCUGCGCUUCCUCGGCUCGUGCUUGGAGGACCUGGCCAGGAAAGACUGUCACUACCUCCGGGAGUGUGAGAAUAAGGCUAAUGGACUGGCCGGGGAGCCGCUGCUGGGGGAUUUGGGCGAGCCCAUCUCCCGCGCCAAACUCAUCAUCUACUUGGCUCUGCUCAACUCGGGCAGCCUGGAGGUGGCCAGUCGUCUAUACCGCCUGCUCUUGCCCGAAGUGGGAAUCGAGAGGGUGCUGGGAGGCCGGGAUCAGGAGGAGGAGGAGGGGGAGGACAGCGCCGAGGCAUCAGCGGCCCGUGAGGAACUGUUACUACUAUUCACCAUGGCCUCUCUUCAUCCCGCCUUCACUUUCCACCAGCGGGUCACCCUUCGGCAGCGCCUGGACCGGCUCCGGGAGUCCAUGGGCAGGAGAAGUCGGGCUGAGGGCAGUAUCAAUGAAUAUUUGCCAAAUAGUGAGAACCGUGUGUCACCAAGUGAUUCUGUCUGUCACAAUGGGAUCAACACAACUUCUCGCAAACUGAAGCAUGAAGCUGUACAUAUUGAUAAAAUUACCUUCAAAGGUGCACAGAGAAAACGGGCUGACAAAAAUCUGGAAUACACAUUUAAGGUUACCUGGUCAGAUCAUUCUGUAACUUUUGUGACCAAGUCACACCAUGAGCUGCUGGAAUUCAUUUUAAUGCUUCCAAAUGAACUGUCAAGGGAAGCAUUUGAUGAGACAAUUCUGAGAGCACUAAAUCAGGGUUCCCAAAAGAGGGAAGAUCGUCGACAUACAGACCUGGAACCCAUAAUAAGGCACAUAUUUGCAUCGCCCUCCCAAGCACUCCUACAAAACCAGAAGGUUUAUAAGUUUUUUCAUUCACUUUCUGUGGUAUCAAGUCCAUCAAACAGUAAUGUUCAGGCUACUCCGAAAGCCUGCAAAACACCAGACCUUUUCAAGGAAGACAGUUCUGAGGCUUCCAGCCAGGAGGAAGAAAUUCAGCAGCCCAUGACAAUCUACAAGAAACCAUUUGUAAAAAACACUGGUACACUUAAAAGUUCCACUACUGGUGGCCUUCACAUACAGAAUUGUGAGCAGAAUGGUGAAACAGACUGGAAGAAUACAGCCUGCCCCAAAAUGUCACAUUCAGAACACUGCAGAAACUUAGAGCAUGUUGAUACAGUAGAUAGUUGGAACAUACGAAUGACAAAUCGGGAGAAAACCCCUUCUCAAAGAUUUAAUGCAGAGAAAAUAGAUGGGCGAUCAAUCAGCAGAACCAAUGGAGUAAAAAUUGUGCAGAAUCUUAAGACAACUGUAGGUAAAGAGCCAACACUGGAGGUUGGGUUUGGGCAUGACACAUGUGGAGAAACCUCUUCGGAGAGUUACAGUUCCCCUUCUAGCCCCCGCCAUGACAGGGGAGAAAGCUUUGAAAGUGAAGACGAGAAAGAAAGAGAUACAGACCGUAAUUCAGACGAUUCUGCAAAAAAUGGUCCCAGCUUCCCAACUAUUGGUACACUUACUGCACCCACUGCCAAGUGUGUUUCCCUUGGUAAUAAUGAAGCCCAUGUGGACAACAAUAUGCAUCCUCCCAAGUAUGCACAUAUUCCUUUUUUGGCUCCUAUGCAUUGUAUGAUUUCUAAUGGUUCAGAAAAGUUGAACCCUACACUGAUUAGCCCUGGUUCUAUGUCUUCUGUAAGAGAACCAUUUCCCCAGGCCCCAAUCGGAAUGGGCCCAAAACUGGUUUCCUCGGCCACUGGAGAAUCAGAAAAACAUUUAGAGAUAUUGACUCCUCUUCCACUUCCAUCCACUUUCCUUCCGCGGAAUUGUCAUCCCAGUAACCAUACAUUACAUUUGCCAGUUUCAAGACUGAAAAUAUCUUCUCCUCAGGGGCCUGCAGAGACCUGUACUAUGAACGGUUCUGCACAGACUGGCUUGGCUCUGGGCACGGCUAGUGGAUUUAUUUCAGCUCACAAUUCAGCGGGUUUUUCACCAUCUCCCUCAGCAGCAGCAGACCCCAUUACUAAACAACUUUCACAAGUAGUAGGCCUUAAUAAGGUAGUGCCUCUUCAUGAUGGAGGGGCCAUGCCUCCGCCAACAAACCUAAAACUGGUUCUCCCAGGCACCAUCUUAUCCCCUGCUCCUUCUGCAGUCCCUUACCAAUUGCCUGGAGCUACACUUGCAUCUGCUGUGAUACCUAAGGCAAAUACAAAUGUGCUUAAUGCUGCUUCCACCACUGCUUCAUCUCAGCCAGCAAAUACUGGCAUUGGUCAAGCUGCCAUUCCUCCUGUGGUUCCUACCCACACACCUGGACCAGCACCAAGUCCAAGCCCUGCUUUGACCCACAGCACCGCACAGAGUGAUAGCACUUCCUUUAUCAGUGCAGCGGUUAAUAAUACCAGCACAAAUGGAACACUUCUGACCCCCCAGCCUGUGGGACCAGGGCCAUGUGGUUCUUGUGGGCGCAGAUGCAGUUGUGGAAACAAUGGUGGUGCACCAGUGAGUUACAUGUAUGCCAACACAAUCCCUGGACCUGUGUAUAGAGGUCCUCCAUUUUUGACUUUUGUCAAUGGAACCUACCUCAACCAAGCACAUCAGAGUAAUGGAGCACAGCUUCCUUUUUACCUUAGUCCAUACCACAAUGGAUUUAUGCAUGACCCUCUGCUUGGGGGACAAACCAGCUAUGGUAUGCAGCAGAUGCCAGGCUAUGGGAGGUUCUUUCCAGGGUAUCAAUCCCCAAAUGUGGUAGCCAGUGCCAAUGGAUCAGGGCCCAAGAAAAGCAGCAAUGUCUCGUGCUACAAUUGUGGGUUGGCUGGCCACUAUGCAAAUGACUGUAAGCAACCACAUAUGGAAGCCAAUCAGCAAGGUAAUCGUGAUAACUCCCAGAGGACUUGUUUCUAAAUGUUGUAUCUUUCCCUCCUUAAACAUGGUGGCUGUGGUCUAGUUGUAUGUCUGUGUGAGUUUUUUUUUUUUCCCUCUUUCUUUACUGUCUUCAGAGGUACUAAGUAUUGUGCUGGGGUUUGAUCACCAUUCCAGUGUUCUGCUAGUUUUUAUGGAUCUUGCAAGUUUUCCCCAAAAGUAACAAUUAAAAGAAGAAGAAAAAAAAGAAAGGAAGCUAUGUAUGUAUGUUGCUUUUACUAGUUCUGUGAUGGUCUAAUAUUGUGCCUAAUCAUUUACACAUCCUGUGCCUCAGCAGCCUGUUAAUAGUAUCCCUCCAUAAUAGUUACAUACAACAGGCUAAAUAGUUAUUUUACGUAUCGCCAAACCCAGAUAUGCAUUUACACCUUUUUCUAGGAAUAAUGUAGUAUGUUUUCCUAUGCAUGUGGGCCCAAAACUGUGGUUUUUCUAUGAAUUAAGCUAUACCUAAAACUUAGGGACUGAGCUACCAAUGCCCAUUAUUUUUUUUACUGAGCAGUAACAAAUGCACUUAAUUUUUUUUUUUUUUUUUUUUAAAAAACAAAUACUGAUUUCAUAUAAACAUUCUGUACAGACAAAGGUCUUAAUGAGUUCUAUAUCCCUGCUUCUAGUUUGCACUGGGGAUUAGGGGUUGGUAGGGUAUUACAGUUCAGCAGUGCUGCUAAGCACUAACAUUUCAUAGAGCAGAAUGCUGUUCUACUACUUUAAUAAAUGCACCCAUUCAUUACGAAGUAAAACUAACUUUAGGAAAUGCCUCACAAUUGAAUUUAAGUGAAUCUGAGAAAGUGCCUUCCCCCCCACCUGUUGGUCUGUUUCCCUUAAGCAUAUUUUGUGUGAACUUGGUUCCUUGUAAGCACUGACAUAGCAGUUUUCUUUCCUGUUUUAGCCUCUUACAGGCUGAGGUAUGCACCCCCCACCCCUUCCCAUGAUUCCUUGGAUUCUGCUGACUGAAACCAGUUUACAGAUAUAAAAAUAAAUUCCAAUGUCACCUCGUAACCAUGUGCUGUGGAAGUUUCAGUUUACCUUUGGCGCUGUGUGUGUAGCAUCUUCUGGUUGGCCACCAUAUAAAGGAGAAGCCAAACUUGUGACAGUGCCAUUAAACGUAAUGCUUGAACUGAACAUUAGUGUGUAUUUAUAUAAAUAUGUGUAUAUGUAUACUUGUGUGCAAUUCUGGAUGGUGCCUUACAUGUGUGAGAACAAAACAAAUGGCAGUUGCUUGGAGCGUGCAUUGGGUGAGUUUUCUAUUCUACUUCCUCUCACACAGCGACCUCCACCUUGUGCCGUUUACUGCUCUGAGGACUCGUUCAUACUUGCACAGUACGACUUCUGUAUAUUAUUUCACAGCGCAUGCCUCUGGAGGAAGCGACAGGGCUAAUGAUGUUUCAAAUGUUCAGUUUCAGUAUUUUAUUUGAAUAUACUGGGCGCAGGCACAAUCUGGCAUAAUGUAAAAGGUUGUUCUCUGCGUUCUCUCCCGCCCCUGACUGGUUUUCAGUUUGUAUUGAUAAAGAUGAUGGUGUGAAAAUACAAUAUAUAGUCAGGCCUGACUCCUUUUUCUUUCUAAUUAAAAGGGAAUAAACCGGCUUGAACUAGAAGCCAACCUGGUAUCCUAGAAUAUUGUUUUCUAUUGCCACAGUUUUGUCCUAUAUAUUUCUAAUGACUGUGCUCAUAACUAGAUAGGUGCACUCAGAUAGCCAUGGUGAUGCCUAGGUGCUGGAACAAAAAUUCAUAUCUAUAAAGCAAAAAAACUUACACAUAGGUCUUGAUAAGUUAAAAAAACGCGGUAGAUUUAUUUCGGCUUACAAACUCAAGCUGUCAUCAGGAAGGGCAGAGCCUAAAGUGAACAUGAAGUUGUAUACACACACAGGAUUCAAAAAUGGCGCCAAAACCAUGCCAGUGACAUCACGAAAAGUGGGUGUGGUUAUAGUACUGAGUGCAUCAAUGAUAGUGUCAUGGAGCUGAGCCAAUCGUGUGCAUUAUAUCAGUGGUAGUGUCAUAGGAGUGCACCGUGAUAGAUUUAAAAUUAAAUCAGUGAGUUUACAAUAAAUAUUGUAAAUGUAUUCGUAGGCCAAUACCAUAUAUAGAUAUAGAUAUAGAUAGAUAUAUAUAUAUAUAUAUGGUAUUGGCCUACGAAUACAUUUACAAUAUUUAUUGUAACCUCACUGAUUUAAUUUUAAAUGUUUCCUCUCUUAUGGAUAUUCAGAAUCACACUCGGCCGGGCUUUCUUUUUUUUUUCUUAAAUUCUACCACUAAGAAUGAAUCCUAAUGUGAAAGACUGAAUUUUUGUUUUGUUAAAUAUGUCUACUCUCCAAAACAAACACAUGCUGCUGUUUCUUUUAUGUGUUAUAUGUAACUCUGAGGUCCGAGACAUUUGCUUAGUGUGGGCUGCAGACAACUUUGGUGCCUAGAGGGUAACUGACGUAUGCUAUUGAAGCUCUGCUUCCAGGUAAUGCUCAAUUCCUUGUAAUGUGGCAUGCGAGUGUGUACAUAUAUUGUUAUACAAAUGAUCAGCACUGUACAUCUAUGGAGUUCUUAAUUCCUUUGUAACUUUCAUUGCCAUAUGUGUUCCAAGGUCAGCGCCUUUACUAGAAAAUAUGUUGGUUUUUUUUUUUUUACAUAAAAAGCAAGUAAGGUAAGGACAAAAAAAACCUAUGUUAAUGGUAUGGUAAUUCAGGCAGCACACAAAUAUUUAUGAAAUAGACUAUUUAAGUGUAAAAAUCCAGCCUCUAUUUAACCUCUUCCUUUAUAGCAACACUUGGAAAAACGUUUUUAUUUUUUUAUUUCAAGAAUAUGUGUUUAAAUGAAGUAGGUUGAGGGGUUGGGUAUAACGAGCAGAUAGUUCAUACAAAAGCUUUAAUUUAAUUUAAAGAAAAAUAUUUUAUUUAAUCUAAGUAUUUUUGGAUAUAAUUGAAAUGUUAGAAUUGUUUCUAUUGAAGGUAAUUCUCUCCAUGGUUUCAACACUAAGCCGGAAAUGCCCAGUGGUUGCAUUUGAGGUUUCAAAAUAUUGUACUGUAAAUGGGUUGGAGUGUUACCUUCUGUUUCUUUGUAUGUUUACCAUGUACUUUGAUAUUUCAACUAUUAUGUACUGGAAAGGUUACUUAUAUUUCUAGAAAAGACUUUGGAUUUUAUGCAAAUGUAUUUCCUUCAAUUAACAGCAAUAAAAAAACGGGGGAAAAA